Messenger RNA from Glycine soja, 834 nucleotides. RefSeq names its product zinc finger protein ZAT11-like. Lineage: Eukaryota; Viridiplantae; Streptophyta; Magnoliopsida; Fabales; Fabaceae. The record is from RefSeq and is a predicted model, not a curated record. The transcript has a single exon. Bases 136 to 663 code for a protein of 175 amino acids. Gene Ontology annotation, biological process: response to stress; response to chitin.
UCUCUAGAGUUCCAUUCCAAUAACUUUGUCCCUUUUCAAUCACUUUGUCCCUUUUCAUACAUUCACAUAUUCAUUUUGCCACACCUUAAAACCAAGCACCCGGCCAUAUUUCAAUUUUUGUUUUGGUUAGUUGUCAUGAAGAGAGAAAGAGAGGUUGAUAGCUUAACCAUGGCGAAUUGUUUGAUGUUGCUUUCUCGUGGAAGUGAAUUUGAGGCCACCUACUCAAGCACUUCUAUGAGCAAUCGUGUCUUUGAGUGCAAGACAUGUAAUAGGCAAUUCCCUUCAUUUCAAGCACUUGGUGGCCACAGGGCUAGCCACAAAAAGCCUAGGUUGAUGGCAGGAGAUAUCGAAGGCCAAUUGCUUCAUGAUUCACCCCCAAAGCCUAAGACUCAUGAGUGUUCCAUUUGUGGGUUGGAGUUUGCUAUAGGGCAAGCCUUGGGAGGUCACAUGAGGAGGCACAGAGCGGCGAAUUUGAAUGGAAACGUGCACAAUUCUACGGCUACGAGUAGUAGUAGUGGGGGUAGCAGUUUUGAUUCAUCGCCAAAGAAGAAAGCUGACAACAAGAGAGUUUUGGUUUUGGAUUUGAAUCUGACACCCUUUGAGAAUGAUUUGGAGUUUUUGAAGAUUGGAAAACCAACCACUUUUGUUGAUUAUUUGUAUUGAUUGAUCUGUUGAGUGUACUGUUAAUUAAACUUAGGAAGGUAUAGUUUGUGUAUCAUAGAUAGGUGAAUGCUUUGUUUUUUUAAUCUACCGUCUAUAUUUGUUUAUCAUACUGUAUGAAAAAUUGCUCAUUUCUUGGGCAAAAUUAGAACUUCAUCAUGAUAUUCUGAGUCA